Dothidotthia symphoricarpi CBS 119687 is the source of this 3204-nucleotide messenger RNA. Its product is annotated as tRNA nucleotidyltransferas-like protein. Gene Ontology annotation, biological process: tRNA 3'-terminal CCA addition. Lineage: Eukaryota; Fungi; Ascomycota; Dothideomycetes; Pleosporales; Dothidotthiaceae. The transcript has 2 exons. The record is from RefSeq and is a predicted model, not a curated record. Bases 137 to 3124 code for a protein of 995 amino acids. Gene Ontology annotation, molecular function: ATP:3'-cytidine-cytidine-tRNA adenylyltransferase activity; RNA binding.
CAUCCACAUGCCACGUUUAGCUGCUCGUGCUUCACAUUCCGUCUUCCAUUCGUUUUCACUCCUUUGCACGCCCAAGGCCGACUAUUUCAAGUGCUGGCGAUACCCACGGUGACGUUGUCUUGACUCAUAUGGAUUGAUGUCUCUGCUCGCUCGCGCCUGCCGUCUCUGUUCACCUCGAACUUUUUCUUUGCUGUACAAACGUGACUGUCCCUCACCAUCUCUUCUCCGCCCUUCCACUUCGAAUCUGCCAGCAACCAGCUCUCUGCCCGCUCUCACCGCGCAACUGCAUCGCAUGUCCACGACACACUCUCCACCCAACUUGCAAGAGCCGAGUCCAAAACGGCGGAAGCUUGAAAGACCUUCGCCUCGAUUCAUACACCCAUAUCGAACCAUGGCUUCGGAAUCAAAAUCAAAAUCAGUCCAACUUGAGUUGACAGAAGUGGAGUCCAAGCUGCGCCAACUGCUUCUCGACGUAGCCGCCUACAUAGACGAGUCGCCAGCCGUGUCGGAUGAGCCUACUGCCGUCAAGGUCCCUGAAGAGCUUGGGAAAGAGAAAGUUGUUCUACGCUGGACGGGAGGAUGGGUUCGAGACAAGCUGCUAGGGGUUGGGAGUCACGACAUCGACGUUGCCAUCAACAAAAUGACAGGCGAGAACUUUGGCCUCAAGAUACAGGAAUAUCUGGAGCUACCAGGGAACGCUGAAAAGUAUGGUCUGAUUGAAAAAGACGAGAAAACGAACAACCUCAGUGGGACAGAGAAGGCCAAGAGGAUUGCCCCUGGUCUGCACAAGAUUGCGGCCAAUCCAGAAAAAUCAAAGAACCUCGAAACCGCCAAUACCAAAAUUCUGGGCAUUGAGAUAGAUCUAGUCAACCUCAGGAAGGAAGUCUACAACGAAAUCUCUCGCAAUCCGGAGAUGGAGUUUGGCACUGCCGAGGAGGAUGCUGUGCGUCGCGACGCUACGAUAAAUGCCAUGUUCUACAACCUACAUACGUGCCAGGUCGAGGACUUUACAGGACAGGGAUUCGACGACAUGGCUGCUCACAUCAUUCGCACACCGUUGGAGCCCUUUCAGACGUUCAAGGAUGAUCCGUUACGAGUACUUCGCCUCAUCCGGUUUUCUAGUCGUCUGGACUACACUAUCGAGCCGGAAACGGCAAAAGCUAUGGGAGAUCCAACGAUUCAAGACGUCCUGAAGAUCAAGAUCAGCCGUGAACGAGUUGGGAUCGAGCUCGAGAAGAUGCUCAAAGGCCCACGACCUCGCAUGGCUUUGGAGCUCAUCGAUCGCUUUGGCCUUUACCAGACUGUCUUCACCGACCCAACCAGGGAGCUUCCAUGCAAGCCAGAUACGGAAUACUUUCAGCCGGCGUACGAUUUCGUUCAAUCUGUUCUCCAGAAAAACGAUGGUAUCCCCGCAGCGAUUCACGACACCCUCCUGCGGGAUCGAGAUGAGCAAUACCUCGCCUGGAUCUGUGCUACAGUAGUUCCAUGGGCUGAUGCGCCUACUGUGCCCCACCACAAACCACUACAGAGGCCUUUCUUCCCUGCUUACCUCGUCGCACGCGAGGGAUUCAAAGCUCCAAAUAAAGUCUGCGAUGUGAUCGCUGCUUCUCUUACCAAUAGCGAGGAGAUUCACAAACUCGUAUUCCAGUGUGCAAAGGGUCUUCGACAGCCCAAUACCAUGAGUCCAUCAGAUGAUCCAACGGCUAGAGACACACUAGGAAUGGCCGUCCGUCGCUGGGGCUCAACAUGGAGAACACAAGUGCUAUUCAACAUGAUCCACGAAGUUGUGCUUGGCCAGGUCUCCAAAGAGCAAAUCCUCAGUUCAUACGCUGCUUUCAUCACGCACUUGGCCAAGCUCAACAUCCUCGACGCAGACACCUUCAAACCCCUCCUCAAAGGCACCGACCUGGCAAAAGCCCUCAACACCAAACCAGGCCCGUGGAUGAAAGACGCUCUCGACGUAGUCAUGGCUUGGCAACUCCGCAACCCAGACUCGACCGACUCCGCUGCCGCUAUCGAGGCAGUCAAAGCCAACAGGGAUACUAAGAGUGACAGUGAGCUUCCCUUCCGCCUCGCGUCGCACUUUCUGAAGCUUACCAUUCCACCUUUGUUUCCACAGUAUAAGUCGACCCUGAGCACUCUGGAAGCGUCAAGGCAACCCGCGCCCUGGAAAAAGGUCGAAAACCAGUACGCUCUAGACCUGCUGAGGUGGUCUAUCGGGGCGCUGGAUGGGAAGGAGGUGGAAGCAAACUGGCAGUUCCUAGUCCCGCCGAUACUCAAAAUGAUGGACGACAUGGACGUGGCGUGGAAAGCAAAAGGAUGCCAAUUCCUCAAUCUACUACUCGAGAGUCUGCGCCAGCCGCGCACCAAGAAUCCCUCCUCAACACAAAAACACACCCCAAAUCAAAACUUCCUCCACCGCACAGGCUACCACAACGUCUUUGCCCAAACCCUCUGGCCGCUCUUCUCAUACCUCCCCUCCCUAACCCCCGAACCCGACUCAGCAACCCUCUUCAACGAGGCUUUCCCCGCACUCACUUCCCUCGCCCUGCUCCUGCCCCCAGACACCACCACCACGGACAAACAACCCCGCACAUCCUUCCUAGACACCCUCCUCCGCACAGCCGUCCUAGCCCCCUUGUCCCACUUCCCCACCCCCGCCGCACACCCAGCGCUCACAACUACAAUCCUCACCCAUCUACCCCCCCUCCUGUCACUGCUGGGAAUCAACGCAGUUAAACACCUCCCCGCGCUCCUCCCCCUGCUCACGGCUAUCCUAAAAGACCCCUUCGCCCUCGCGCACACACGCCUCGUCGCCGCCACGCUCAGGGCGCUGCACGCCGUUGUGAUGAAUGCCUGGCCGAGAGUGCCGGGGCAUAGGGGCACGCUUAUGUUGGGGCUUUGCGUGUUGUGGGCGCGGUGUGGCGAGGCUGAUGGUGAUAGUGGUGAGGCGGUGGAAGAAGUAAAGCGGCUACUUCUGGAGAGCGUCGAGAUGCUGGACGCGGUUAUGCGGGCGUUGGACGAAAGUGACGCGCGACGAGUGGCGUGGGCGCAGGAGAAAGUAGAUAUUAUACAUGCGUCGGCGGCGCAGGGGCGGCUUUUGGGUGUAGAGGGGUGUGUGUAGAUAGCUAGCUAGUUGGCUGGUUCCCGUCCCGUCACAUCAUCGUGUUGGAAAGAUAUAUAAGCGGACUUUGUUCUUUCUCU